Myotis davidii is the source of this 2327-nucleotide messenger RNA. It is a transcript of the gene GAS8, whose product is annotated as growth arrest specific 8. Gene Ontology annotation, biological process: flagellated sperm motility. Gene Ontology annotation, cellular component: motile cilium; Golgi apparatus; microtubule. Lineage: Eukaryota; Metazoa; Chordata; Mammalia; Chiroptera; Vespertilionidae. The record is from RefSeq and is a predicted model, not a curated record. Bases 875 to 2224 code for a protein of 449 amino acids. Gene Ontology annotation, molecular function: microtubule binding; small GTPase binding. The transcript is spliced from 11 exons.
GUGGUCCCCCAGACCAGAACUUCUGGAGGAGCUUCGUAUUUGGAACAAAGACAGUCUCAUAUUAUCGUCCUGAUCAUUGCUAUCGAGGCAUUUCUGCCAACACAUAUCAAAAGUUUCUUGCGUGAUUCUCUGUGGUGGUUACCAAACAUAGCCCACACGGUCACAUCUGAGGCUGGUAUUGGGGUUCUCCCUUUUGAGGCCCAGUACAUUUUGCACCCACACCAAGGCAGUCUCUGCCAUGUAUUAAGGAGUGGAUUUGGUCCAGUUUCCUUCCCUUAAUCUCCGAGGGGAAAAAAUGUUCUCUUCUGAAAAGGAAGAUUUCUCCUUCUUGCUGCUCCAAAGGUGCCAGCAGAGAAUGUGCGUGUGGUUAAGGGUGGGAGCUUAGGGUAGAGUGAUGUGCUGCAGGCGGGUGGGCACAAGACAGUGAGCAGGAGAGGGAGGCUCCAAUCAGGUACCCCUCACCCCCCCGAAUGCCCAGGAGGGGACCAGAGCCAACCUGAAAGGGAAUCCAUUACCCAACGCCUCCCUCCCUUACCCAGGCCUCUCUUUUUAACCACAGGCACCCAAAAAGAAAGGGAAGGGCAAAGGCACCCCGGUUGUGGACGGGCUUGCUCCGGAGGACAUGACCAAGGAGCAGGCCCCUGAAAACUGCAGCACAUGGCAAACCACGAGAGGAAACUGGUGCCCACUCCAGCCUCCGUGUUCUGACGAUGGGACUGCCCGUGUGCAUCUGCCACGGACCUGCGGGGUCUGUGUCAACUGGUGUUGCUGUCAGAACCCUGACUGUCUUUGCAUAGUGUUAAGAUAAAAAUAAAUACAAAGCAGACUAACGGAGUCAUAUGAGCUGAAGCUGGAUGUUGAGCAAGGGCCCUUGAUGGUGGAGGGGCACAUCGGCCGCAUCCGUGAGGAGCUGGACCGAGAGCGGGAGGAGCGCAACUACUUCCAGCUGGAGCGGGACAAAAUCCACACCUUCUGGGAGAUCACCCGGCGGCAGCUGGAGGAGAAGAAGGCUGAGCUGCGGAACAAAGACCGGGAGAUGGAGGAGGCCGAGGAGCGGCACCAGGUGGAGAUCAAGGUCUACAAGCAGAAGGUGAAGCACCUGCUGUACGAGCACCAGAACAACCUGACGGAGAUGAAGGCGGAGGGCACCGUGGCCAUGAAGCUGGCCCAGAAGGAGCACCGCACGCAGGAGGGCACGCUGCGCAAGGACAUGCGGGCACUGAAGGUGGAGCUCAAGGAGCAGGAGUUGGCCAACGAGGUGGUGGUGAAGAACCUGCGGCUGAAACACACUGAGGAGAUCACCAAGCUGCGCAACGACUUUGAGAGGCAAGUGCGAGAAAUUGAGGCCAAGUAUGACAAGAAGAUGAAGAUGCUGAGGGAUGAGCUCGACCUGCGGAGAAAGACGGAGAUCCACGAAGUGGAGGAGAGGAAGAACGGCCAGAUCAGCACGCUGAUGCAGCGGCACGAGGAGGCGUUCACAGACAUGAAGAACUACUACAACGACAUCACCCUCAACAACCUGGCCCUCAUCAACUCCCUCAAGGAGCAGAUGGAAGACAUGCGGAAGAAGGAGGAGCACCUCGAGAAGGAGAUGCUGGAGGUGUCUGCGCAGAACCGGCGCCUGGCGGAACCGCUGCAGAAGGCUCGGGAGGAGAUGAGCGAGAUGCAGAAGAAACUGGGCGACCACGAAAGGGACAAGCAGAUCCUGGUUUGCACAAAGGCACGUUUGAAAGUUUCAGAGAAAGAGCUCAAGGGCCUGCAGUGGGAGCACGAGGUGCUGGAGCAGCGGUUUAUCCAGGUGCAGCGGGAGCGGGAUGAGCUCUACAGCAAGUUUACGGCAGCCAUCCUGGAGGUGCAGCAGAAGACGGGCUUCAAGAACCUGCUCCUGGAGCGCAAGCUGCAGGCCCUCAGUGCCGCCAUGGAGAAGAAGGAGCUGCAGCUCAAUGAGGUGCUGACAGCCUCCAACCUAGACCCUGCCACCCUGACCCUGCUGUCUCACAAGCUGGAGGACGUUCUGGAAUCGAAGAACAGCACCAUCAAGGACCUCCAGUACGAGCUGGCCCGUGUCUGCAAGGCCCACAGCGACCUGCUGCGCACCUACGAGGCGAAGCUCCUGGCCUUCGGGAUCCCUCUGGACAACGUGGGCUUCAAGCCCCUGGAGACGGCCGUGGUUGGGCAGACCCUGGGCCAGGGCCCGGCGGGACUUGUGAGCACCCCAACAUAGCCCCCACCCAGGACUUCUCCUUGCAUAACACCCCCUUUUACACCCACGGACAGCAGGUGUGUUUUUUGAUUUGUUGGGUCAGCAAAUGAAGGCUUUCAUGUUU